Pelecanus crispus (Dalmatian pelican) is the source of this 1180-nucleotide messenger RNA. The record is from RefSeq and is a predicted model, not a curated record. Lineage: Eukaryota; Metazoa; Chordata; Aves; Pelecaniformes; Pelecanidae.
AAAACACCUCCAGGAGAUUCCAUCCUCCAGCAGUAAUGUUUCCGCCAGAUUCAGCUGGGAAAAACGGCAGAAGGUGAAGGAAAAGGACUUUCUCAUUGCGCGCCAGCCUCGGCUGUUCACAGAGUCCGAGUCAGGUACUUCUUGGGGUGCACUUCCAGAUGAACUGCUUCUGGCAAUCUUUUCAUAUUUGCCCCUACAUGACUUGCUAAAAACUUCCCUGGUUUGUAAGAGAUGGCAUUGUCUUUCGUUUGAUGACUCUCUCUGGCAGUCUCUUGAUCUGACCGGUAGAAAUCUGCUGCCAGGAGUAAUUGGACAGUUGCUGCCUGCAGGUGUUACUAUAUUCCGCUGCCCAAGAUCUUGUAUUGGGAACCCGUUGUUUAAAACAAGCAAACCUCUCAGAGUUCAAUAUAUGGAUUUGUCAAACUGCACAGUGUCUGUUGCAGACCUCCAGAGUAUUCUUUGCCUGUGUGACAAGCUGCAGAACCUCAGCUUGGAGGGACUAGUGCUUUCUGACGACAUCAUGGAGAGCAUUGCUCAGAACCCCAGUUUGCUGCGACUAAAUCUCAGUGGGUGCUCAGGGUUUUCUGCAGAAGCCUUGGAGCUGAUGUUGAGCUACUGUUCUGCGUUGGAGGAGCUGAACUUGUCCUGGUGUGACUUCACAGCCACCCAUGUCAAAGCAGCAGUCAAUAAUCUUACUUCAAAAGUAAGCCAGCUAAAUUUAAGUGGAUACAGACAGAAUCUACAAAUGCCAGAUGUUAAAACACUGGUGGAAAGAUGUCCUCGUCUUGUCCACUUAGAUCUAAGUGACAGUGUGAUGUUGAAGUCUGAAUGCUUCCAGUAUUUUCGUCAACUCCCCUUUCUACAACAUCUGUGUCUUAGCCGAUGUUAUCAGAUAUCACCUGCUGCCUUAGUAGAACUGGGUGAAAUUCCAACAUUAAAGACUCUUCAGGUAUUUGGAAUAGUGACUGACAGCUCCCUACAGGUCCUCAGGGAAGCACUUCCUGAGGUGAAGAUCAAUUGUUCAUACUUUACAAGUAUCGCAAGACCAACUAUUGGCAGUAAAAAGAACCAUGAGAUUUGGGGCAUCAAAUGCAGAUUGAUGCUGAGAAAUCCUAAUAACGUAUGAUCAUGUACUGGAUGUGACAGAUGCACUGUAUGUAGUGAAACUCCUUAAGAAGCA